CAAUUUUGAAUUGAAAUUUUAAAUUAUUUCCUUAAAUUGAUUUCAAGUGAGUUAUGUCGAUUAACAAUCUACCAAACGAGGUUCUUUUUAUGAUAUUUGACCAUUUUAAUGGAUUCGAAGAGUUGAUCCGAUUGUCUAAAGUCUCUCCAAGAUGGUUCUUGGUCGUUUUGCUGAAGUUUAGCAAAGUUAAAUAUCUUCAAUUGAUGGAUAAACGCCAAAGAGACGGUGACUACAUAGAGAAUAACAAACUUUGGAAAAACACUAGAGAAACUUUGAAAAGUCACAAUUUAAGAGAUUUGUUGCCCAAUCUAAGGAUUAUGGAAGUUCCGAAGGAUGUUUUUCUCCGUCUCCGUUCUCCGGAAUCGUAUGAUUUUAGAAGGUUGAUUAACGAACAUCCAAAAAUCAGAGGAUUAAUUGGACUUUAUGAACCUGUUGAGUUCGGAUAUAACUUGGAAAAUAUCGAAAUGAUUUCGUCAGAUUUCAAAUUCGAAUUUAAGAAAGUCUUUCGGCCUAAUCAGUUGAAACAAAUUCGCUUAAAGCAAAUUUACAUGUCUGAAUUUUAUCAAUAUGUCGAAUACUUUCCGAGUUUGAAACGACUUAGCUUAACCCUUUAUUAUGAUUCAGCAAAACCUUACAAUGGUCCAAAACUGCUCGAUUUAAAAUCCUCGAAUUCACUCCAAACUUACAUGGCUUACUAUCUUACAUGGACAGCAUUAAGAAGGAUCCUGUCGAAAUUCCCGAAUUUACAUCAUCUUGCGAUUAGAGGCUACAUAGUUGAGGAAAGUCAUGUAGAAGAAUUUUUCAGACUAUUACCAAGAAUAAAACUGAUCGACUCGAGGAAAUAUGACGGAUUUAUUCGCGAAUCAGCGGAUUUUCUGUCCAAAUAUUGUGAGAAAUCCAAUCGACCAAUUAAAAUCUAUUAUGAUUGUGAAGAGGAGCCAAAUGAAUGGCCUCAAUUGGUUAAUACUGGCGAUCGAAUUUGUUAUGGAUUCGAUUUCAUGAAACACUUGUCCAAUUGUUUCGGUGGUAAUUAUGGUUAA
This is a messenger RNA of Panonychus citri (citrus red mite), 1040 nucleotides long. RefSeq lists its product as uncharacterized. Lineage: Eukaryota; Metazoa; Arthropoda; Arachnida; Trombidiformes; Tetranychidae. The transcript has 8 exons. Gene Ontology annotation, molecular function: protein binding. The record is from RefSeq and is a predicted model, not a curated record. Bases 54 to 1040 code for a protein of 328 amino acids.